Messenger RNA from Penaeus monodon (black tiger shrimp), 2193 nucleotides. RefSeq names its product cyclin-C-like (gene CycC). The transcript has 6 exons. The coding region runs from base 124 to 927 and encodes 267 amino acids. Gene Ontology annotation, biological process: positive regulation of transcription by RNA polymerase II. Lineage: Eukaryota; Metazoa; Arthropoda; Malacostraca; Decapoda; Penaeidae. Gene Ontology annotation, molecular function: cyclin-dependent protein serine/threonine kinase regulator activity. The record is from RefSeq and is a predicted model, not a curated record. Gene Ontology annotation, cellular component: mediator complex; nucleus.
CCUCCGGCACGGGAGUCUAAGCGCCCGGAAAUUUGACAACAAGAAGUCCGCCAGAAUUUCCUUCUUUUUCUUCGGGAUUUCUAGGAUUUUCUGGACUAAAAACAUCUUACUUUAUCCUAUGGAAUGGCAGGGAAUUUUUGGCAGAGCGCACACUUCCAACAAUGGCUCCUCGACAGUCAGGACUUGAUACAAGAGCGCCAGGCUGACCUAGAGGUGCUGUCUGAAGAAGAGUACAUGAAGAUUAUGACCUUCUUUGCUAACUUUAUUCAGCAACUUGGUGAAUCACUCAAGCUUAAACAACAGGUCAUCGCAACUGCCACAUGCUUCCUUAAAAGAUUCUACGCAAGAAAUUCUCUCAAGUGCAUUGACCCUCUUCUCCUCGCCCCCACCAGUGUCUUCCUCUCAUCCAAGGUUGAGGAGUUUGGGGUCAUCUCCAACAGCAGAUUAAUUUCCACUUGCCAAACUAUUGUAAAGAACAAGUUUGCUUAUGCGUACACAACAGAAUUUCCAUAUCGGACUAACCACAUUUUGGAAUGUGAGUUUUACCUCCUGGAGAGUAUGGACUGUUGUCUCAUUGUAUAUCAGCCAUACAGACCAUUGGUGCAAUACAUGCAGGACCUAGGAGGAGAAGGGGAAGUGCUGCAACUAGCUUGGAGGAUUGUAAAUGAUUCCCUUCGCACAGAUGUCUGUCUUCUGUUUCCCCCCUAUGAAAUUGCAUUAUCCUGUAUCCAUAUGGCAUGUGUCGUCCAUCAGAAGGAUUGCAAGCAGUGGUUUGCCGAAUUGAACACUGACCUGGACCGGCUCAUGGAGAUCACUAGGUACAUUCUCAACUUGUAUGAACUCUGGAAAUCAUAUGACGAGCGCAAGGAGAUCCAGGCUCUCCUCCAGAAGAUGCCUAAACCCAAUACCCAGCCUGUCCCCCGGUGAUUGAUGCAUCCUGGCUUAGGGUCAAGUUAUGGAGGAGAGACAUGUGUCAGGGAUCUGUUCCUUCCAAUAUAUAGGGUUAAGAAAUAAGAGGGUCCUAUUCUAUUUUGCGGAUGUUGAUGCAUAACAUUUUGACUCAGUGUUAUAGUAUUUUGUGGUUAUUAUAACCUCAACCAGGCUAAUUUCUUAAUUGGCUCUUUAUGUAGUGAUUUUAUUUUUAUUUUCCUAUACAGAGUGGUGUCUGGCAUUUUGUGACAAAUUUUUUAUUAUUAUUGUUAUUAUUAUUAAUUUAUUGAAACAUUGAUAAUUUUAGUUAGUCUUUUUAGAAUUGAUGCCAUGCAGGACUUUGAUGCAGAAACUUGUAUGAUUAGGUUACAUUUGAAAUAUCUUAUAAAGAAAGGAACAUUAAAAAGAUAAUAUUAAAAUGUAUAAAAUUAGAUGCAAGAGAACAUUUUAAGUUUCUAAAAGUGGUUUCAUAUUCAUAACAUAUUUCCUAAUUCCCCUUUCGCUUAUUUCUGUGUCAAGUGUGUCUAAUAAAGAACUUCAAAUAUUUACUGUAUAUGAUAUAUGCAUAAAACAAAUCCUCUCUGUCUAUAUGAAGGAUGAACUAUGAAUUUGAGUUGUUGAAUUGUAAUUUGAAAAAUUUAUUCCAUUAUGACAAAAUUUCACAGGUGUUAACAAUUUAGAACAGGAUUUCUCCGCGUGCUGAGCUAUGUGCAUAGUCAGCCACUUGGUGAAAAAUUAGGAGCAUUUGCUUACCCUAAUCUCUACACUUCUGGCUAUGGCUUACACAAUUUCUUUAGGAAGUGAUGCUGGAAGGAGAGUAUAGACAUAGUUUUAGGGCCUGUAUUUCCUCAAUGAUCUCAGUAAGGAUCAAAUUAGUGAACAAAUGUUGAGCGUAUGUAAGCUUGAGCAGGAUUGAUCACAGGUAACAUAAGUACUGGCAGCCUUGCACUUAGGCCAUGAUGUGAUGGAACAUUAUCUGGUAUAAGUAAGGUAAAUCAUAAAAAUUAUCAUAAUUACAAACUAAAACUGGUCUUCACAAUAACCAUUUUCUGUAGUUCAUAUUGAUGACAAAAAAAAAGGUAGAACUCAUUCCAACUCUACAGCACAAUUAGAAAUAGCGUGCUAUCACAUAGAAUCUGCUGUUUGUUAGUUGUAAUUCAGCAUUAAAGCAAGGCUGCAGUAAACAAUUGUCAAAUUAUAUUAUGUUUACUUCGCACAUAAGAAUUUCCAGACAUAAAAUAUAUAAAUACAUCCAUGAAAGGC